Molecule: messenger RNA, 987 nt
Organism: Blumeria graminis f. sp. triticale
Lineage: Eukaryota; Fungi; Ascomycota; Leotiomycetes; Helotiales; Erysiphaceae
Source: the annotation of a GenBank genome assembly
AUGGACACUAAAAUGGAGGACGUUGGAAAAACCCCAGAGCCUAUGAGGUUUCAAACGACGACAGAACCAGCAUCAAUACCAACCCUUGAUGGGUGGAUUGAGAACCUGAUGGCAUGCAAACAACUUCCCGAAGUCGAUGUACUCAGGCUAUGUGAGAAGGCACGGGAAGUAUUACACAGCGAGUCAAAUGUUCAGCCUGUAAAAUGUCCUGUCACUGUAUGUGGUGAUAUUCAUGGGCAGUUUCAUGACUUGAUGGAGCUAUUUAGGAUAGGUGGCCCAAAUCCUGAUACAAAUUACUUGUUCAUGGGGGACUAUGUCGACCGAGGCUACUAUUCCGUAGAGACUGUCACACUUCUCGUGGCCCUUAAAAUAAGGUAUCCUCAACGAAUUACUAUACUUCGCGGAAAUCAUGAAUCUCGCCAGAUUACGCAGGUCUAUGGUUUUUAUGACGAAUGUCUACGGAAAUAUGGGAACGCAAACGUGUGGAAAUACUUCACAAACCUAUUCGAUUUCCUGCCUCUGACUGCUCUUAUUGAAAAUCAAAUAUUUUGCCUUCAUGGUGGACUCUCCCCUAGUAUUGAUACUCUGGACAAUAUCAAAGCUCUCGAUCGAAUUCAAGAAGUCCCUCACGAGGGGCCCAUGUGCGACUUGUUAUGGUCUGAUCCUGACGAUAGGUGCGGGUGGGGAAUCUCUCCCAGAGGCGCUGGUUAUACUUUUGGGCAGGAUAUUUCAGAAGCGUUUAAUCAUAACAAUGGUCUAACUCUCGUUGCGAGAGCUCAUCAACUGGUUAUGGAAGGUUAUAAUUGGUCUCAAGAUCGCAACGUCGUUACAAUAUUUUCUGCUCCCAACUACUGUUAUAGGUGUGGUAACCAAGCUGCAAUCAUGGAGAUAGAUGAACAUCUUAAGUAUACAUUUCUCCAAUUUGACCCUUGUCCCAGAGCUGGCGAGCCGAUGGUAACUCGACGGACACCGGACUAUUUUCUUUAG